Oppia nitens is the source of this 1643-nucleotide messenger RNA. Its product is annotated as lysosomal acid glucosylceramidase-like. Gene Ontology annotation, biological process: glucosylceramide catabolic process. Gene Ontology annotation, molecular function: glucosylceramidase activity. The coding region runs from base 1 to 1593 and encodes 530 amino acids. The transcript is spliced from 7 exons. The record is from RefSeq and is a predicted model, not a curated record. NCBI's taxonomy places the organism in Eukaryota, Metazoa, Arthropoda, Arachnida, Sarcoptiformes, Oppiidae.
AUGAUGAMAUUUYYAUUGAUUUUAAWUGUUUUGCUAUCAAUUGGUACURCAUUUGGAUCCAACAAAUGCACUGUUCUUAAUGCUAACUCYAUUGACGUACCGGUUAGGGGUAUUACAUGUGUGGCCAAUGAACAGGUCAACGAUGUGUACSAUCGGGUUGGCCGCAGUCCAAGAGGUGUCGUACAGGUAUUCACAUCGACAAAGUCAGGCAAACGUCUGGAGAAAACCGAAAAGCGAUUCAAUGAGAGCGCUGUCCUAUCGGGAACUCAAUGGACAAUUAAAAUAGAUGGCAACAAAACAUAUCAAGAAAUUAUUGGUUUCGGUACGGCUCUGUCCGAUGCGGCCGUACUUGAUAUCGGAAAGAUGUCACCCAAACUUCAGAGACAAAUAUUGUCCGAUUUUUUUUCGGAAAAGGGAAUCGAGUUGUCAAUGGCUCGAACAACAAUAGCUGGAAGUGAUUUCUCCAUCAGAAAGUAUACAUACGAUGACACCGAUAACAAUACCAAUGACUGGGAUCUCAAACAUUUUCAUUUAGCCGAUGAGGACAUUAAAUAUAGGAUCCCGCAAAUGAAGAUUAUCAAUCAAGUGGCCAGACAUAAACCGAAAUAUUUUGGAUCGCCGUGGAGUGGCCCGGCAUGGCUUAAAACUAACCAUCAGAUCAUAGGAAAUGGUACACUCAUAGGGAAAGCCGGAUCUAAGGAGUGGRAGACAUAUUCUAAUUAUUUGAUUAGAUGGCUUAAGUCAUAUCGUUCUCAAGGCAUUGAAUUCUGGGGUAUGACUGUCCAAAAUGAACCGACAACUGGUCUACAGAAAAACUUUCCGUGGAAUACAAUGGGAUUCACACCUGAAAUGGAAAGGGAUUUCGUGAAGACUGAUUUGGGUCCAGCACUUGAACGUAAUGGUUGGGGACCUAAUAAAUUCAAUUUAAUGAUAUUAGACCACAAUAGAGAUAUGAUACCUGAAUGGACUGACGUGAUUCUAGGGGAUGCCGGUGCUGCCAAAUACGCUAAUGGUGUGGCUACGCACUGGUAUGGCAACGGUGUUGCCGGUCCCGAAAAAUACGAUCAGUUACAUAAAAAAUUUCCAAAUCAUUUUAUUUUAGCGACUGAGGCGUGCAAUGGAUGGCAAGACAAAGAGUCACGAAUUUCAUUGGGGAACUGGAGUUUUGGGGAGAGUUAUGCCAGAGAUAUACUCAGAGAUCUSUCGCAUUGGGUUUCGGGUUGGAAUGACUGGAACGCCGUACUGGAUAUGGAUGGCAAACCCAAUUGGGUCGGUCCCGACCAUUACGAGUCGGCGYCUAUUAUUGUCAACCCAUYCAAARRCGAAUAUUACAAGAAUCCUAUGUUUUAUGCAUUUGCCCACUUCUCUAAGUUUUUGCCGCCGGGAAGCAAACGUAUUGGUCAGACACCCGAAGUGGUCGAUGAAAAAGGUAUACUUUCGGCUGCAUUUGUCCGACCAGACGGCGGAUACGUGUACAUUGUGAUCAAUUAUUGGGACAUUCAAAACGGGUUUGUAAUAACUGAUCCCAAGUUGGGUCAACUCAAUAUGCCUAUUGAACCGCAUUCAUUCAAUACAUGGGUUUAUUACGCUUAACUGUAUUGGAUAUAAGAUAUUUCAAUUUAAUUGUGAAUUAAAAAAUAAUA